This is a messenger RNA of Xiphias gladius (swordfish), 4539 nucleotides long. RefSeq names its product centrosomal protein 135 (gene cep135). The record is from RefSeq and is a predicted model, not a curated record. NCBI's taxonomy places the organism in Eukaryota, Metazoa, Chordata, Actinopteri, Istiophoriformes, Xiphiidae. The transcript is spliced from 26 exons. Bases 280 to 3783 code for a protein of 1167 amino acids.
UGUUCCCCAGUGUGUCUCACUUCCAUGGUGACGAAUCCAAACCGGAGAUCACCGGCGCUCUUUUCAAACCCCUUUGCCGCGGAAACGUGUCAACUGGAGAGCUGUUGAUUAUCUAACUUUACGGAGAACAGGAUGUAAUGCUAUAAUGAAUGUUGUGCAAGUGAUUUGUUCGAGCGAGAAGUUUAUGUCGGUGAUGUAGAAUUAAGUUGACGUUGGUUAAGCUAACGUUAGCUGUCAGCAAAGCAUUGUCUUUCCAAGUAAGUGCCACACUACAGUGCCAUGGACAGCAGCGCAGAGAGGAAAUUCGUAAACUUGAGGAAGCGUCUAGAUCAGCUGGGCUACCGGCAGCCACUGGGAAUAGAGUCACUGCCACUAGUGGAGAAACUAUUCAGUGACCUGGUCCACACAACUGAGAGCCUGCGCAAUGCCAAACUGUCAGCAGGUAAGACCGAGAAAGAAAGCCAUAACCUGGAUGUUCUUCUGGAGCCGUACAGGACAGAGAAUUCCCGGGUGGUCAGGGAGAACAAUGAGCUGCACCUUGAGCUCCUGAAGCUGAGGGAGGAGAAGGAUCGUGUCACCAGAGAGCUCAAGACCCACAUCAGAAAACUGGACCAUGAGACAUCUGACCUGAAGUUCUUAAACAACCAGUAUGUGCACAAGGUUCGCUGCCUGGAGAAGGAUAGCAAGGCGAAAGCUGAGCGCAUUCAGCAGCUGCAGGAGAAGAACAUGCAAGCUGUGGUGCAGACACCAGGUGGAAAGAAGCGCAGUAUUCCUUUCAGACGUCAGAGAAUGCAGAUUGAUGAGCUCAUACCUCCCUCCUCCACAUCAGCUUACCCCGUGUCGCAGCCUGAUGAUCCGUACUUAGCUGACCUACUGCAGUUAGCAGAUGGAAGAAUUCAUGAGCUACAGGAAGACGUCAUAAAGGUCACACUAGACCUGGAAAAUGCUCAAGAAUUUAUAAAGCACUUAAAUACACAGGUGGAGGAGAGGGAAAAAGAGAUUGAGCGUCUGAAUCGUGUUCUUCAUGGAGGACGACCUCAUGAUGUAAUUUCCCUCGAGGCUCAGAACAUCAGCAACGAGAAACUGAUUUCCCAUCUUAACCUUCAGAUUGAGUACCUGCAGGAGACCAAUAGGACACUGGAGCAGAAGGUUGAAGGAUUGCAACAGAAGAAGAAAGAUGCCUCAACUGAAGUAGCUAAUCUGUCGUUAAAGAACCUGGAACUGUGUGAAGAGCUUACACACAUAGACGACCUCGCAAAGCGGCUGGAAAUGGACAAAGAGCGGGUGUUGGAAACUGCUGACAUGGAACUACAAGAAACUAAAAAAGAAAUUCAAAGGCAACAGAAAAUCAUUGAAGACUUUGAGGACAUUAUCACAAAAAUGAGAAAGGAGCAGUCUGAAGGUGACUUUGAAAAAGACCGUCUUAGAGAUCAGUUGGUGGAACUCAAAGAGCAGAAUGAGAAAAUGGAGGGACUGGUGAAUUUCCUGGAGGAGGAGAAAAUCAGGCUGCAGGAGAAAAUGGAAAAAAUGAUGGCAGCCGACAAAGACCUGGUGCUGGAGCUGGAGACCAUGCGGGCGAAACAUGGUGUUUGUGGAAGGGAACGCUCCCCGUCACGUCUGGACGCAUUUGUCAAGAGUCUAGAGGAGGAGAGGGAUUACUAUCGCCAUGAGGCUGAGCGCUACAAAAGAGUCAGAGGGGCUGGUGGUCUGGACUCAAGCCCCAGUCGUAGUCCAGGCAGAGGCAGGAGUCCGAGGUCCAAAGUAACAAGGGGAGGUAUUACAGAGGCAGAACUGCUCCGUAUAGUAAAGGAAAGGGAUGAGUUGAAGGCUGCUCUGUUGGAUUUUGAGAAGCACGUGGAAGACAUCCAAAACAAUGUGAAGGCCGUCUGCACUGAGAGAGACAAUUUCAAAACCCUGUUUAAACAGGCUCAAGAGGACUUAAAAUUGGCCAAUGGCACAGAUAUGUCCGCUGACAUCUUGAAACUGCAGGAGGAGGUUAAAGAGGCAGAAAUCAAAAUUGAGCAGAUGACCAUUGAAAGAGACACACUGAUGGAGCGAUUAAAAGCUGCCCAGACUUCACCUCUCACAGACAGACAGGGAGAGGAGAGGAGGAUUCUCGACCUGGAAAAUGCCAUUAAGAGUUUGGAGCAGGAGAGACUGGACCUGCGGUCACAGGUGUGUCUGCUGAAGGAGAGCAGGGAGGCUGUGGAGGAGGAGCUGAAGGUUCGGUGUGCUGGUCUGGUCCAGAAUGCAGAGGAGGUGGCCCAGCAGAGGGCUGAGUCUAAUGCUCUGAGGCUGCUACAGGAGCAGAUGGAGCAGUCGCUGUCUGACACCCAACACAGGCUGUCUGUGAAGAUGAAUGAGCUGCAUGCUGCCCAUGAGCAGAUUGAGAAACUGGAGGAGAGAAUAGGGGAGCUGAGCCAGCGGGGCUCCAAGCACAAGGAGGAAGUGGCUGUUCUUCAGAAGUCGAUCUCUGCCCUGGAUAGAGAAAAAGAUGCUCUGCAGGACGAGGUUGAUCAGAAGACUGAAAAGCUGGUUGCUGUCCAGGAGGAGCUGUCCAAGAAGGAAAAUACCCUUGAAGAUGUGAGACUCACAGUGACAAACAUGGAUGACUCAUUAGCUCAGCUGCAGGGGGCGUUAAACGGUCGUGAGAGGGAGAUAAGCAGCCUGAGGAGACAGCUGGAUGCCUCUCACGAGGAGCUGGCUGCACUCAGGAGAGACAAAGAAAUCACAAUCAGAGAGAACAGGAGGCUACAAGAUGACCUGGCCACAAUGACCAGAGAAAACCAAGCUGUACAUAUGGAGAUGGAAGAGGUUUUGCAUGAGAAGGAUGAGCUGAAAUUGAGAGUCCACUCUUACAUUUCUGAGGUGUCCAGAAUCGAGAAGCUGAUGGCCACAAAGGAGCAGGAGAACAGGGACUUGCUGGAGCGGUUCAGAAUGGCUCACUCUGAAAUGGAGGAGCACGAGCAGAAGCUGCAGCAGGCUGAAGGCCUCAAUAACUCCAUCCGCCUGGAGCUGCUCUCCUCAGACACAGAACGCAGGCACCUCCGCGACACUGUCGGCCAGCAGGAGAGAGAAAUCCAUCAGCACAUGCAGGCCCUGCAGGCUUAUGAGGCCCAGGUAUCCUCGCUGGUUCGUGGGAUGUCCCGACUAGAGGAGGAGCUACACAAAGCUCAGGAGGAGAAGGCAGCUCUCCUCUCGGAUCUGGCUUCUGUCAGGGAGCUCUGUGUCAAACUGGACUCUGGCAAGGAGCUCACUGCACGUCAGCUCACCUCCAAGAGCAUGGACGUGGAGAGGGUCACAGGAGAGCUGGAGGAUGUUCGGUCAGAGGUGGAGCUACUUAAGAAGCAGCUGGCCAGUGAAAGGUUGACUGUCCGUAACCUUGAGACGCUACUCUCCACCAAUCGGCACAAGGAGUUCCAAACUCACCUGACAGCCAGCGAAAGAGAGUCGGAGCUGAAAGUUCUUCGUGACAGGCUCACGCUGGCUGACAGCAAAACUGCGGAGCAUUCCAGGGAGGUGUCCCAGCUCCGCGGUAAAGUGUCUCAGCUGCAGACGGAGAUGGACGUUCUGAAAAGACAGCUGACCACUGAACGCUUUGAACGUGAAAGGGCAGUUCAGGAGAUGCGCAGACAGGGUUUGUCGUUCUCAUCCCUCCAAAGCUCAUCACCCCUCAGCAUCUCCAGUGGUCCUCAUCACAUGUCCCCUGAACGCUCCAUCCUCCGAAGUCUUGACCGCUCCACUGACAAGUCAGCAGACAGAAGUGUGAGCUUCAAGGAUUAACAACUAGACAGACAGACAGGCAAAUGAAGGCACUGAUAAGUGAGUCAGAAACCACUAGAAGCCUGUGCUUUAAGUCUUGCAUCUGAACAUGACAUGUGAAGACAUUCAUCGGCAUUAUUUUGCCUGUAGCAUACAUCAUUGCCAUUUCAUUUCCCCGUCUACCCUGAAGCACCUGGGAUGAGUUCAAUCCUGGGUCCAGCUAAAGUUAAAGACAGUGAUAACAUUUGAACAAACUGUUACAUUACUGGAUGCAAAGCAUCCUCUGUCAUUAUGUUGUACAGCCACUUAUAGAAGUAGGAUUUAAUUUCAUGAAUGACUUAGUGCCUCAGGAAUGAAUUGUUCUCAGCAACUAUAACCUUACACAUGAAGCAAGAGAAGUGUUCGUUCAGACCUGUGGUUGUGUGUAUUAUGCUUAAUAUUCAUGUUUUAUACUGAUGUCUAAAUUAUUAAAUUAUUCACAAAAUAAAGCAAUUCAAAAUUACAGAAACCGCAGUAAUGUACAUCACAAAACUUGAACUUCUGCUUUUAUUAGAUGGUAUACAGUCGAAAGUAAGUAAAAAAGAUGGGAAAGAGGCUGUGACAUAAAAAAAAACACAAGCUUGAUUUAGACCCCACAACCCUCUGAGUAUAUGGUGUGUGUUUUAGCCCACUAAACCAAUGAAUGCCCACUGAAAUCAUUAACCCCAUAACUUUUCCAAUGUCUACAUGGAAAAAACAAAAACAAAUAAAAAGUUUGGUCUUGCAACCUUAUUUACA